Pichia kudriavzevii is the source of this 672-nucleotide messenger RNA. RefSeq lists its product as uncharacterized. The coding region runs from base 1 to 672 and encodes 223 amino acids. The record is from RefSeq and is a predicted model, not a curated record. The transcript is spliced from 2 exons. NCBI's taxonomy places the organism in Eukaryota, Fungi, Ascomycota, Pichiomycetes, Pichiales, Pichiaceae.
AUGCUCUCUCUCGACGAAAGUGUGGGCUUAUUUGUAAGAGUGAUAACUCAACAUGAUCAGGCAAUCUAUGGGAAAAUUCACAGCUACUCGCCACGGACAUUGUUGACACUCAUAGAGACACCUCCCAAUUCAAAAUCGGCGUCUUCAAGAGUGUCCCAAUCUCCUUCACCUUCAGAUGAUGAGAAGUACGAUAAAAAUGCAAAAUUCACUGCCAUUAAUAUUCAGCAUAUCAAGUCUAUUCAUGCCUUGGAGAAGAAUAAAUACACGGAGAAGAUACAUAUUAAUGAUACUUUUGCAAACAAAAUUAAUGCACCAUGUUAUAUACCGAAGGAGACUUUGGGUUAUAAAAUACGUAAUGGAACUAGGGAUACACGGAAACAAGAAUUGGAAUUCAGGUUGCGUUUGAUGGCGAAGGAUAAAUUAAGUGGAGAAGGGCUCAAGCUUUUCAGAAACUUGGUCAAUGUUAUCCCUAUCGAUACUUUCUCCAUAGACCCUUCAGGUGACAUCAAAUUUGAAGAUUCUGCCAUCUGUAUCUUGAAGCCUUACAAGCCUGGGGAUGUGAAAGUCAUCAACGGUGAUGAUACCCAAAGAGAGAAGGAACAGUAUAACUAUAUCAAGAAACAAGUCUCUUCUGCAUGGGAGAAAAUAGAGAAAGUUGAAAAGGGUGGAUAA